AUAUUAUUGGCAAACAGCUGAUUUACCUUAGACCGUGUUAGAUAACCUUAAAUAUUAGCGCUGAAACGAUUUGUAUUGUAUUGAAAAUAGUACCACAUAAUUAUUAAAUAAAAUGCGCUUAACUUCUAAAUUAUAUGCACAACAUUUGGGAUGGAUGUUCAAAAAACAUUGGCAAGUACAGGGUAAAAAAGUUGUGCAUGAUACUGGCGCGCAAGCUGAAUUGGAGAAGCUAGGUAUUGCAGUGGUAGAUCCUAAUGAUAUUGUUAAUCCAAAACAUCCAUUUGAAAAGGUGGAAAUCGUUGGUUACAAAGAAAAAGAAAUUUUAAAUGAUGAGACUCAUCCUAAUUGGCAUGAGAAACGUUGUCAUGUUUAUGGUGAUGGUAAUGUACUACUGGAAGGAGUUCCGCAAGCCGAAUUGUUAACCAAAACAAUUGAAAUUAUUGGAUUCCCCAAAAAUAUAACUGAGGCUAUUCAACGAAUGCAAAUACCUAAUACCGUGGAGCGUAGUGUUCAGCAUUCCAUACUGUCAUCACAUGUUUAUGAUGCCGAACAAGUAAAAUUACCAAAAGCACGAACGUACUAUGUACUACCAAACACAUACGGAAUAUCGUAUCCACGACGCAAUCGCUUAUUAAUAAAUAAACUUAUAUUCGAGUGUGAAAAAAUGUCUGGACGAUCAAUAUCAGCACGUCGAAGAAUAAUUGACAAUGUCGAUUUUCGUGUAACUCUUCCCAGAAAUAUUGAUAUUUUGCAAUUUAAUGUAAGUGCGGAAAAAAUGAUAACAUCCUCUCGUCCCAUAGAACCUGUUAAGAGCGAACACGAUGUCGACUUGCCGAUUUUGUUUCCCAUUAAAUGCACAAUAACAAUUCCGAAGACAAAUAUAUAUGACUCCUCAACUUUUUAUCCUUUCAACGAGAAACUGAAUUGUUCUCAUCCACAUACAAUAUUUUCUCACUUUGAUAAAAAAAUUGUUGGAAAUUUACAUGGAAGCAGCGUAACCCCAAGUCAAUUCCAAAGUAGAACCAUGCUAAAGGCCUUUUCAGUUGCUGCUGCACGUGCUAAACAAAUUUAUGGGGAAAAAGCUUUAGGAAAACUUCCAAAACCAAUUGUCAUUCAAAGCAUACAAACAGAUGGUAGAAGUUUUCACUUUGGCGUUUUCCAAUUGAACACGCUUGCAAUUGGUGAUGAUGUGGAUGAUGGUUUGAAAAACUAUUGGUUCCAUGAACCGCAAUUAGAUUUGUUUACAGAUUGUAGUUAUAAAUUAGGAAAACCAUAUUUAGAAGGCUAUAACAAGGAUGUAAUCAGAUGUAUUAAUGCAUUUUACAAUAAUUCUUAAAUAUAUUGUAACUUUUAUCAAUAAAUCAAUUUA
Messenger RNA from Teleopsis dalmanni, 1369 nucleotides. RefSeq names its product 39S ribosomal protein L37, mitochondrial (gene mRpL37). The transcript has 5 exons. Gene Ontology annotation, biological process: translation. Gene Ontology annotation, molecular function: structural constituent of ribosome. NCBI's taxonomy places the organism in Eukaryota, Metazoa, Arthropoda, Insecta, Diptera, Diopsidae. Gene Ontology annotation, cellular component: ribosome; mitochondrion. Bases 113 to 1336 code for a protein of 407 amino acids. The record is from RefSeq and is a predicted model, not a curated record.